UCAGAUAUGAGGUAAAAAAGCUAAUUAAGCUCUUAUGGUACCAGAGAGAAACUGUUGCUUAAGAAUCACGAUGAUGAACACUUAUGUUAUGGGAUUGUUGUUGUUUUUCAUGGUUUACUAUGUUGCUGGAACAACAGCAGCCUAGAUAAUUAACUGUCCAGAAGAUAUAUCAUGUGGAAAUCAAGUUAUAAAAUUCCCUUUCCAAAACAAAAACCAAAAUCCAAUUUCACCUAUGUGUGGUGGCUAUCCAGGAUUUAAGUUAAUUUGUUCAUCAAACCAAACUAUGAUUGAACUUCCUCACAAAGUGAAACUUAAUGUCGAAAACAUUGACUACACACAACAAACUAUUCAACUAUCCGAUCCACAAAGUUGUCUUUAUAAACAUAUCCACAACCUCAAUCUUUCAAAAUCUCAUUUCAAGUACUUUGAUGAACUUGUUGAGUAUUACUUUUUGAAUUGUUCACUCUCAGUUAGACAUGAGAUGGACUCGUAUUUUGUUCGAUGUCUAAGUACCUCAACCUCGCAAGUUUAUGCUAUCCCUUCUUAUGAACGAAUCAGAUAUCUUCCCCUUUACUCUUGCACCAAAAUGUUUAAUGUUUCAUUAAACCCUUCUUAUACUUAUUAUGAUUAUGUUCCAAACAUAAACUCUCUUCGUUUGAAGUGGCUUGAGCCUAAUUGCAAAGACUGUGAAUCAUAUUUAUAUUUCGCCAACAAAGUACAUUGUUUCGCCAAAAACAAACAAGGUAAUAAUUUACCUUAUACUGUCAAAUUCAUAAACGCUGGGUCAAUUCUAGGUUCGUUGUUUUUUAUCUUAUUAGUUAGUGCAGUUUAUCAUAUUUAUGACUCAUAUGUACUAAAAAAAGCAAAACAAGCAAUUAUAGAAAAGUUUUUAGAAGACUAUAAAGCUCUUAAGCCUACGAGAUACUCUUAUGUAGAAAUUAAGAGAAUCACAAAUAACUUUGGAGACAAGUUAGGAGAAGGAGCGUAUGGAAAUGUAUAUAAAGGAUGCAUUUCAAAAGAAUUCAGUAUUGCCGUGAAGAUACUCAGUGUUUCUGAAGGAAAUGGGCAAGAUUUUCUCAACGAAGUUGGUACAAUAGGUAGAAUCCACCAUGUUAAUAUUGUUCGAUUGAUCGGUUUUUGUGCUGAUGGCUUUAAAAGAGCUUUGAUUUAUGAAUUUUUACCAAAUGGUUCGCUGCAGAAGUUCAUAAAUUCACCAGAAAACAAGAAAAUCUUCCUUGGAUGGAAAAAGUUACACGAAAUUGCUUUAGGAAUGGCUAAAGGAAUUGAAUAUCUUCAUCAAGGUUGUGAUCAACGCAUCCUCCAUUUCGAUAUCAAACUGCAAAAUGUGUUACUUGACCAUAAUUUUAUUCCAAAAAUAUCUGACUUUGGUUUAGCUAAAUUAUGUUCAAGGGAUCGGAGCAUGGUGUCAAUGACUACAGCUAGAGGAACUUUGGGAUACAUUGCUCCCGAAGUUUUUUCAAGGAACUUUGGAAACGUGUCUUAUAAAUCAGAUGUUUAUAGUUACGGAAUGAUGUUGCUUGAAACAAUAGGAGGGAGGAAAAUCACAGAGGACUCGGAGGAAAACUCUAGUCAUGUUUACUAUCCGGAAUGGAUUUAUAAUCUUAUAGAUGAUCAAGAGGAAAUGAGAAUUCAUGUUGAUAAUGAAGGGGAUGAAGAAAUUGCAAGAAAAAUGGGCAUUGUGGGACUUUGGUGCACUCAGUGGCAUGCUAUGCAUAGACCAUAAAUGCAAAUGGUGGUUCAGAUGUUGGAGGGAGAUGUAGACAAAACUCCAAUACCUCCCAAUCCUUUUGCUUCUCAAUCUAGACAACCUAGGAGAAAUGGUGGGACUGCAACUACUAGGCAACUAACCCAAGAUUUAGAUGUAAUUCAAGAGUUAGAGGACUUGCCAUUGCUAAAUCCGUGUUAAUACAACAUUAGGCAAAUGUUAAGGUGGAUGACCUUCUCAUUCAUAGUUUAUGAUAGUUUUGCAUCAGUAUAUU
Trifolium pratense (red clover) is the source of this 2000-nucleotide messenger RNA. Its product is annotated as rust resistance kinase Lr10-like. The transcript has a single exon. The coding region runs from base 233 to 1744 and encodes 503 amino acids. Gene Ontology annotation, molecular function: polysaccharide binding; ATP binding; protein kinase activity. The record is from RefSeq and is a predicted model, not a curated record. Gene Ontology annotation, biological process: protein phosphorylation. Lineage: Eukaryota; Viridiplantae; Streptophyta; Magnoliopsida; Fabales; Fabaceae.